GUCAGUAAUCAUGCGACACCAGUCCCUGUUAGCCGAUAUUGCACAUUUGGGAUAUACAUGAUAUUUAUAUAUUGCCGACAAAAGCUACUUUUCAUCAGAAUUGUUUCGAGAUCAUUUGAUGUUUUUUUCCUUAAUUCUUCAUGUCAGGAUAAACUAAGAAGCUUCCCGGGCUAGCUUAGCUUGCUAGCUGCUAACAAAAGAGACAAAGCGAAAGUGAUCGACACGUCGCUAAGUGUGCGUGUAAAGUGUGAAAAUGUGCAAAGUAGAAAUGCUGAGAGUGUUGGUGAAGCAGCGACUAACUGCUGCUGUGGAAGAAAUAUUUGUAGUGUUAGAAAGAACGAUAGCAGAAUACGAGGAGGAACUUUCUAGAACAAAAGAGGAGAACGAGCGACAACGUCAACUACUGGACGCUCUUUUCAACAAACAUCAACAAGCAGAUGUCAGACAAAAACAUAUUUCUCCUGAGCAAAAAGAGUGGAGCUCCAGCAUGGAAGAGGGGGAGCCACAGCCCCCUAACAUUAAAGAAGAGGAGGAGGAACAUCUCGAAGGACUGAAGGAGUUCCCGGUGAUUGUGAAGAGUGAAGAUGAAGACGAUGAAGAGGAGCAGAGAGAGGCGGAGAGACCAAGCAGCAGCUCAACAAGAGCAGGAGGAUCACAAGCAGACUUCGCUCCUCUGUCAGAUAGUGAGCACUCCACGUCUGCUGACACUGACCAUGAAGCUGCUCACACACGUCACGCUGACAACACACUCUUCAAAUGCUCUCACUGCGACAAAACGUUUGGCAAGAAGAGAAACCUGACGAGACACAUGAGACGUCACACUGACAACAGAUGCUGGAAGUGCUCUCAGUGCGGAAAAACAUUUAGCAAGAAGGGAAAUCUCACCGUGCACACAAGGAUCGUCCAUGCGGGCGAGAAACCUUUCCGCUGCGCCAUUUGCGGCAAACAGUUUUCCACCAAGUCCAACAUGACGACACACACGAGGACGCACUCUGGCGGCGCCGACAACGCACGCUUCCGAUGCUCCCAAUGUGACAAAACCUUCAUCGCCAAGGCUUUUCUCAUAAGACACAUGAGGAGUCACACCGGAGAGAAACCGUUCGCUUGCUCGGUCUGCGACAAAAGGUUCACUCGGCGCGAUUACAUGAAAAGACACAAAGUGAUGCACACCGGAGAAAAACCCUAUGGUUGCUCAAUCUGCGGCAGAGGUUUUUAUGUCAGCUCAGCUUUGCUUAAACACGCGAGAACGCACACGGGCGAGAAGGUGUCCAGUUGUAGUGUGUGAUCAAAGAUCUUCUCACAAGUAGCACUUAAGUUGCAGUGUGUGAUCAAAGAUCUUCUCACAAGUAGCACUUAAGUUGUAGUGUGUGAUCAAAGAUCUUCUCACAAGUAGCACUUAAAGGCCUACUGAAAUGAUUUUUUACAAUUUAAACAGGAAUAGCAGAUCCAUUCUAUGUGUCAUACUUGAUCAUUUCGCGAUAUUGCCAUAUUUUUGCUGAAAGGAUUUAGUAGAGAAAAUCGACGAUAAAGUUCGCAACUUUUGCUGGCUGAUAAAAAAAAGCCUUGCCUGUAGCGGAAGUAGCGUGACGUCACAGGAGCUAGUAUUCCUCACAAUUCCCCGUUGUUUACAAUGGAGCGAGAGAGAUUCGGACCGAGAAAGCGACGAUUACCCCAUUAAUUUGAGCGAGGAUGAAAGAUUCGUAGAUGAGGAACGUUACAGUGAAGGACUUGAGAGGCAGUGAUGGACGUAUCUUUUUUCGCUCUGACCGUAACUUAGGUACAAGCUGGCUCAUUGGAUUCCACACUCUCUCCUUUUUCUAUUGUAGAUCACAGAUUUGUAUUUUAAAGCACCUGGGAUACUAUAUCCUCUUGAAAAUGAGAGUCCAGAACGCGAAAUGGACAUUCAGUGCCUUUUAUCUCCACGACAAUACAUCAGCGAAAUGCUUUAGCUACGAGCUAACGUGAUAGCAUCUUGCUUUAACUGCAUAUAGAAACAAAAGAAAUAAACCCCUGACUGGAAGGAUAGAUAGAAAAUCAACAAUACUAUUAAACCGUGGACAUGUAAAUACACGGUUAAUGCUUUCCAGGCUGGCGAAGGUUAACAAUGCUGUGCUAACGACGCCAUUGAAGCUAACUUAGCAACCAGACUGCACAGAGCUAUGCUAAAAACAUUAGCUCUCCACCUACGCCAGCCAGCCCUCAUUUGCUCAUCAACACCCGUGCUCACCUGCGUUCCAGCGAUCGGCAGAAGGACGAAGGACUUCACCCGAUGCGUUUGGCGGCCCGGAGACGUAGGAAGUCAAGGUGAAGUCGACGGCUAGCGCGGCUAGCGCUCCAACAAAGUCCUCCUGGUUGUGUUGCUGUAGUCCGCUGCUA
Messenger RNA from Entelurus aequoreus (snake pipefish), 2376 nucleotides. RefSeq names its product gastrula zinc finger protein XlCGF8.2DB-like. The record is from RefSeq and is a predicted model, not a curated record. Gene Ontology annotation, molecular function: DNA-binding transcription factor activity; RNA polymerase II cis-regulatory region sequence-specific DNA binding. Lineage: Eukaryota; Metazoa; Chordata; Actinopteri; Syngnathiformes; Syngnathidae. Bases 254 to 1285 code for a protein of 343 amino acids. The transcript has 2 exons. Gene Ontology annotation, biological process: regulation of transcription by RNA polymerase II.